AGCAACAGCAUCCAGACAAGUUUCCACAGGGAGUGUAUGAGUUCUCUUUUCCUCCAGGGCUCUUUCCAUCCCCCCAUUCCUUCCCCCUCCUCCUCAUUUCCCCCUCUACCCUUCAGCUCUUUCUUUCUGUCAAGCUGCACAUACUGUCUGCAUCGGAGGCAAAAGAGUGCAGGGAGUGAAAGAGAGAGAGAGUGAGUGAGAGAAGGGAAAGUAGGAAAGAGAGGAUAAUGAUGGCGUCUCUCCGCUUUUGUCUGCGACUGCUAGCAAUCACAACUUUGAUGGCCACACUGGAGUUCACAGGUACCUCAGGUGAAGGAGGUCUGAAAAAAAUCCUGAAGAAAAGAGAAGGUGAUUCAGUUCUGUCCCCAAGCAUGGUGGUGGGCGGUGAGGCGCCCUCCUCCAGCGUGGUGGUGUCCUCCUCCAAAGCCAUGCAGUUCUUGGUCUCCCUCAAGAGGCCCAAGAGGAACCUGUGGGACCGCAGCCGGCCCGAUGUGCAGCAGUGGAUCCAGCAGUUCAUGCAGAUGGGCUAUGACGAAGCGAGGCUGGAGGCUGAUCUCGCCUACUGGAAGGACCAAGCGCAGGCCAAUGACCAGGGUCGGCAGCACCACUAUGACGAGAACGCCGCGCUGGGUCCACGCCAUGCCACCGGGUACAGACACGGGGCCAACGUCAAUUACGACUACUACUAACCUGUCGGACCUGGAACACACACACACACACACAGUGGCCCCUUCUUCACUGUGACUCACCCUUUGCUCUCCUGACAUGGGAAGAUUAACUUACAUCCCAAUGUCAGAUGUAAGAGACAGCAGGCAAACACCAGUGUAUCACUUUGCCUUUAUCCUUUGUACUCCCUUUCUCUCUCUCCUCCAGGUACACAUUGUUAGUCAUUUCUGUGGAAAAACUCUGCAGUUUUAGUCAUCUGUUCAUUUAGGCAUCACAAGUACAUCAUUUUUUAACAGGUUUGAAUAAAGUAAAGUGCUUUGGGAGGACUUUUGCAA
Messenger RNA from Alosa sapidissima (American shad), 1001 nucleotides. It is a transcript of the gene ecrg4a, whose product is annotated as ECRG4 augurin precursor a. The transcript has 4 exons. The record is from RefSeq and is a predicted model, not a curated record. Gene Ontology annotation, biological process: regulation of cell population proliferation; cellular senescence; central nervous system development. NCBI's taxonomy places the organism in Eukaryota, Metazoa, Chordata, Actinopteri, Clupeiformes, Clupeidae. The coding region runs from base 228 to 689 and encodes 153 amino acids.